This is a messenger RNA of Polychytrium aggregatum, 1916 nucleotides long. RefSeq lists its product as uncharacterized. Gene Ontology annotation, molecular function: serine-type endopeptidase activity. The transcript has a single exon. The record is from RefSeq and is a predicted model, not a curated record. Gene Ontology annotation, cellular component: membrane. NCBI's taxonomy places the organism in Eukaryota, Fungi, Chytridiomycota, Chytridiomycetes, Polychytriales. The coding region runs from base 366 to 1655 and encodes 429 amino acids.
GAUCCAAUGGCAAGAUCCAAUGGCCGCUGCAGGGCCGUCAAUACAGUGCGUGGAGAGCCGGGCACAUCAGAUUCGCAGCCGGCUCGGACAGCCCCAACCCGUUUCCGCCCCGUGGACCUUGUCGGUCCAGGCCGAUGCAAGAGGCAGUGCCCCUUGACUGCGUUUUGCUGGAUCGCCUCGGGCCCAGCGCUCUCUCGCCGAUCGCUCUGCUCUCCCAACCGAGCCCCUCCUCCGACCCAAGCCGAGGAUAAAACCAGUCUCUCUUCGACGGCAGCGACCGCCUUCACCAAAUCGCAUCCGCGGCCCAGCAAUCCCAAAGCUGUCGUCACUCUUUCCAGCAUCCACCCACCAUUCUGCCACCCUCGAUGUUGCAGCAGCUGCUCAGCCGAGCCAGUCCGGCCCUGCAGCCCAAGUGCCGGCGGAUCCUAACGGCGUCGGAUCGCUGGGCCCCCGUCGUUGGCGGUCUCUGUUUCCACUCCAACUUCCAACGCAGCCCGCUCAGCCAGGCCGAAUCGCGAGCCCGAAACUGCACUCUGAUCCACAGAGCAAACCUCGGGCAGCAAGCCUGGCUCCGCAACAGCCUACAAUCGACUCCAAGCCCCAGAACCAGCGCGGGCUUGAAGUGGGACAUUGCAAACUUGCAACGAGGUGGCAGUGCCUUCUACACCACCGAGCGUCAAACAAGUGACAACAAUGACUCCGAGGCUGACCAGGAGGAAGUCAACCCGUUCCCCGAGUACAACGAGGUGACAUACUUGAAGCCGAUUGCCUUUACCGCCGCCGUAAUCGUGGGCUCGUUUUGGAUCGGAUCGGCAGCCCGUGCUGAAAACCGGUGGGAAGGGUACGAAGUCCAAUACUCGAGCCUCAAGGACCAGAUCCUGGGCUUCAUCGGUGACAGCUUUGCCCAGAGAGCGGAUGACAAGAGCACCGCCCCGAUUAUCGCGGGACCAUGGAUCGAGAAUCUCCCCGAAGUCGCCCGGCGCAUUGUGCUCAUGGCCGAAUCGUCGAUCCGGGAGGCGAGCCCGGGACAGCAAGUGGCCUAUGCGAUCAUGGGCAUCAACGUGGCCGUCUUUGCGCUGUGGCAGAUCCCGCGGCUGACUCCGUUCAUGCGCCGACACUUUAUGCACCACCCGCUCUCUGGCAAGACAUAUACGAUGAUGACGGCGGCCUUUUCGCACCGGACGCUGCUGCACCUGUGCUUCAAUAUGCUCGCACUCAAGAGCUUUGUGCCGAUCCUGCAAGAGGACAUCCUGACCUGCCGUGAAGAGUUUCUGGCAGUCUACAUCUCGGCGGCGGCGUUCGCAUCGCUGUGCUCGCAUCUGAUCAGCACGGCCGUGCUGCGACGCUUCCAGAUGGUUCGUCCGACUCUGGGAGCCUCUGGGGCGCUGUGGGCAGUGCUGGUGGGUGUCGGGUUCGCUCUGCCGGACCUGCCAGUGUCGAUCAUAUUCCUGCCAUUCACCAGCUUCAAGCUCGGGCAGGUGCUCCCCGCCCUGGCAGCGCUCGAUGUGAUCGGACUGAUUCGACGAUGGAAGGUGUUUGACCACUCGGCGCAUCUUGGAGGUGCACUGGCGGGCGCCAUCUAUAUGAAGUGGGGCGGCCCAUGGUGGGAUGAGACGCAGCGACAGCUCGACCUUGCCCGGCAGCGCAACCCGUAGAAGGCCGGAUUCGCUGGAGUACAAUUGCUUGCUCUCCCAGGAUCCGAUGAUGUUGAUGAUGUUGGUGGUGUUGACGAUGUUGAUGGUGUUGAUGAUGUUGAUGAUGGUGUUGGUAAUGAAAACCCGGCUGCACCCACCGCGGUGUAUUUCUGGGAAUAUAUGGCAUGCUCAGAAAGAGAAUGCUUGUUGAUUGCGGAAGCAGAGUCUUGAAUACAUUGGUCCUGAUGUCGCAAUAGAGAAGCAUGCACUCGACCUUGUGGG